CCAGUCAAAACGUCACACAGAAAAAUGGCAGCUCUCUUGACCCGGUUACACCACAUUUCGCUCCACGUUUCUAACGCGGAGAAAGUUGCUUGCGACCUCGUCUCUAAAUUCAAGUUUAAUUUGUUUGCCACCAGACUUACCGACAGGUCCAGACAGCUGGCUUUCAGAAAGGGAGCGGCUGUUUUCAUCGUGAAUGAGAGACCAAACCAGAGUGGUGUAAGAUUGAAUGAAGAGCCGCGCAUCAUAGACAUAUGCCCGGUCAACGUCAAAUACAACCUGGAUAAUUCAUCGAGAUGUAUGUACGAUAUCAGCCCAUAUUACCCGGUGGAUACUGUAAGCAACGUGUGUUUCGAGGUGGAGGAUGUGGAAAGGUCAUUCAGGACCCUAAGCCAUCUGGGCUGCAGCUUCCUGGUGCCGCCCACGACUGUGCAGGACGAGAGAGGUCCUGUCACCUACUCGGUGCUAAAAUCUAUUGUGGGAAACGUGUGCCACACAUUAAUUGACAGGACAAAAUACAAGGGAAGCUUCCUGCCUGGGUUUGAUGUCAUAGAAAAGGACUGCAGCUUGUCAGAGGAGGACUUGUCUUGUCCAAUCACACACUUUGAUCACAUAACUUAUGUCUGUCCCAGGAAGACAACCCACCAGGUCAUGAGGUGGUAUGAGACGCUCUUUGGUUUUCAGAGGUUUUUCAUUGACAGUAAUGAAGAUGUGGACGAAGGUUUUGUCGUCAACCAGGAGGGCAUCGGGCUGCGUCUUACUGCCAUGGAGUACUGGAAGUGCAGCAAAGCAGGCAUUACGCUCCCCUCUGUGGACAAAAAACAGCCAGACUGCAAAUUUGUCAUCGCAGAAUCACUGCCUGAACAAGGCAGGAAUCAGGUUGACACCUUCUUGGAGCAGCACGAGGCCCCGGGCAUCCAGCACAUCGGGCUGUACACAGAAAACAUAGUUUCUACUGCACAAACGAUGGCUGAUGCUGGUGUCCAGUUUUUCUCCCCUCCUUAUGCCUACUACACUGAGGUGGGGAAACAGCAUGAGAUAGAGGAGGCAGGACACAACCCACAGUUGCUGGCGCAGCACGGCAUUCUCCUGGACACAGACCUACACCGGGAUCCUUCAUCACAGACAGCAACCAGUAAAACCAAAAGAUACCUUCUCCAGGUGUUUACCAAGCCCAUUUUUGCAGAGGACACCUUCUUCCUGGAGCUGAUAGAGCGAAGAGGGGCGACAGGUUUUGGUGAGGGGAACAUCAGAGCACUAUGGAGGUCGGUGCAGGCGCACAUGGAGGAACAGAGGGGCGAUUCUCGAGAAAAGGGAUCCACAAAAACUGUGCAGACGUCCCAAUAUUAGUGACUCUGAAUACUUUUAACUGAGCUCUUUUUAUUUGCUGUUUUUUAUAUGUCAAUGUGGGAGCACUUAUUAGGGGAAAAUAUUUAUGGAAUGUAUAAGAGAUGUAAUAUAUUUAUGGAAGAGUUUUUCACAAGUGCUUUCUAUUUCAGUUUCAGAUUUAGUUAUGAACUCCAAGUUGCAUGUCACACUCCAAAAAAAGUACUGUACAAAUAUUCAAUUAAUAUCCAUCAACAUGACUGAACAGAUUAUGUCAAACUGCACUAUGAAAAAGUGGUACAAUGUUACAUGCUUUACUUGAAAUGUUACUACAAAAAUACACUUUCUGCGGUAGUAAAAGAAUGUCCUUGUUUUCACUGUAUCAAAGCAAAGCAACUGACUCACUUCACAGCAACUGUUCCUCAAUAAAUGUGUUGCUAACACCAGGCCGUGAAGAUCAA
Molecule: messenger RNA, 1784 nt
Organism: Centropristis striata (black sea bass)
Lineage: Eukaryota; Metazoa; Chordata; Actinopteri; Perciformes; Serranidae
Gene: hpdl
Product: 4-hydroxyphenylpyruvate dioxygenase-like
Exons: 5
Coding region: 25-1347 (440 amino acids)
Biological process (GO): aromatic amino acid metabolic process
Molecular function (GO): 4-hydroxyphenylpyruvate dioxygenase activity
Source: RefSeq, a predicted model, not a curated record